Molecule: messenger RNA, 995 nt
Organism: Aspergillus saccharolyticus JOP 1030-1
Lineage: Eukaryota; Fungi; Ascomycota; Eurotiomycetes; Eurotiales; Aspergillaceae
Product: nucleotide-diphospho-sugar transferase
Exons: 3
Coding region: 84-995 (303 amino acids)
Molecular function (GO): glycosyltransferase activity
Source: RefSeq, a predicted model, not a curated record
ACUUAAUCUCACUGGAUUAUCGCACAAUUUUCUAAAACUCAGAGUGGAAUUGGGAGCUUCCUCAUCUCUCCAGAGGAUCCGUCAUGGCAGAUCACCCACCCAAAGUCUGGGCCUCCCUCAUCACGAACCUCAACUACCUCCCCGGUCUGUUGACGCUGGCCCACUCCCUCCAGCAGACCAAGACCGCCUACCCCUUCGUCGCCCUCUACACCACCUCCUUCCCCGCGGAGGGGAUCGCCGCCCUGCGCGCACGCGAGAUCCCCGCGCGACUGGUCCCCACCGUCAUCCCCGCCGCGCCAUGCACCUACACGCACGACCCGCGCUUUGAAGAAGCGUGGAAGAAGCUGGUCGUCUUCUCGCUGUACGAGUACGACCGGGUGGUCCUGCUGGACAGCGACAUGCUGGUCCGCCAGAACAUGGACGAACUGAUGGAGGUGGCGCUGGACGGAGAGAGGCAGGUCUUUGCGGCGAGCCAUGCCUGCGCGUGCAACCCGGCCAAGAAACCGCAUUACCCACGAGAAUGGGCCCCAUCGAACUGCGCCUUCACCCCGCAACACCCCGACCCCGAUCGCGCACAGCACACGGGGGCGGCCGCCACGGCGGGGGUGGCGAUGCUCAACAGCGGGCUGCUGGUGGUCCAGCCGCGCGAGACGGACUUUGUGGCGGUGCAGACGGCGCUGCAGGACGGGGAGCGUGUGCGAUCGUAUGCGCUGGCGGAUCAGGAGUUUCUCUCAGUGGUCUUCCGCGGCAGGUGGCGGCCUUUACCCUACGUGUAUAACGCGUUGAAGCCGAUGCGGGGCCCGCAGGGGACGCAUGGGCCCCUGUGGCGCGAUGAGGCGGUCAAAAACGUGCAUUAUAUUUGGGCUGUCAAGCCGUGGCAGCUCUCGCAGAGGGAGCGGGAGGAGUCGCAGGAUGCGCCCACGCACUGGUGGUGGGCGGCGAAUGAGGCGCGGUGGUGUGGGGAGGAGGCGAGGGGAGUGAGGGAUGGGUGGUAG